CUGAAUUUUAUUACGGGUAAAACGUAAACAUUCCUUUUAUCACACGUCAAGACUAAGCAUGGACAAUAUACUUUUAGCACUGGCUGGCACAUCUUUUUUCAAGUAUGCUGCAUAUAUUUAUAUGUCCAAACGAUCAUAUCAAUGUGUUGGGACAGUCUCAGAACUCUAUCUAUAUCCCGUGAAGUCUUGCAAGGGCCUCAAAGUAAACAGUUUACGAUGUACCCGUCUCGGUGUGGAGUAUGACGGCAUGUUUGACAGACACUGGGUUUUUGCAACAGAAAAAGAUGGUCAGUGGAUUACACAGAGACAAGAGCCGCGCAUGGCUCUAAUAUCAAUUUCUUUACAUGGAGAUGAAAUACACUUUGAUGCACCAGGAAUGACAACGCUCAAGUUACCAAAAGACCCGAAGAAGGACCAAUGUAAAGUAAAAAAAGUCCAGGUCAAGAUGGAUAUUAUAGAUUCUCUUGAUUGUGGAAGUGAGGCUGCCGCGUGGAUCAGUAAAUACCUUGGUAGAAAGAUGUGUCUUCACUACUCACCGAGUGAUAUGGAGAAACGUGAUUCUGUUAAUGCUCAAAAGCUCUGGAGCCAUGAUGCCAAACAGGGGGAUCUGUUGGCAUUUUCUGACUAUUGUGCUUACAUGAUGUUGUCUCAGUCGGGUCUCGAUGAACUUAAUAAUCGUCUUGCCGAACCAGUCACGUGUCUUAACUUCAGGUCUAACAUCAUCGUUAAAGGAUGUCCACCAUAUGACGAGGACAACUGGGACGUUAUAAAGAUAAGAAAUGCUAAAUUCAGAAAUAUAGAUGCAUGUACAAGAUGCAUUCUGACGACAGUUGAUCCAUUCAAAGGAGAAAAGUCCAAAGACGAAGAACCGUUAAAGACCUUGCAAACGUACAGAGCCUUUGAACCUUAUCCUCCAAGUAAACCAUUAUUUGGAAUCCAUCUUGCCAAUGACAUAGAAGAUGUCAUCCAUGUUGGAGACCCGAUCUACGCCAUAAGGAAAUAGACUUUAAUACAUAAGUUCUCUAUUAGUUAGGGCUAUAAAGCAGAUUCAGUACACAUUGAAGUUGGUCAUCUGAUUAUAAGUCACAGAGAAAACACAGUUCAAUGUGUUACUAUAAGCUCUAUAUAAGAAUGAAAGUGUCUCUAAUGGCCAUAUAGAGUGACAGAUUUUCUGUUUCUCGCAUGGCCGUAUAGAUUGAUAGAUUUAUGUGUUUCUACUGGCCGUAUAGAUUGUGACAAAUUUUCAACAAAAAUAAUAAAUAAUUCAAACCUGAAAAUGAUCGAUUUACAUAGUUCAGUUAAACAUCAGAUCUAUCUUGAUUGAUUCACCGGGUUCACUUAAACAUCAAAUUUGUCUUGAUUAAUUCACGGCGCUCACUUAAACAUCAGAUAUGUCUUGAUUGAUUCACCGGGCCAAAUUAACCAUCAAAUCUGUCUUGAUUGAUUCACCAAGUUCAAUUAUCAAUCAGAUCUGUCUUGAUUGAAUCGCCAGGCCAACUUUACGUCACUUAAUCAUCAUAGUUGAUUGAUUCACCGGGUCCUAGUAACAAUCAUAUCUGUCUUGAUUGAUUCACCAAGCCCAAUUAACCAUCAAGUCUGUCUUGAUUGAUUCACCGGGCUCUAGUAACCAUCAUAUCUGUCUAGAUUGAUUCCGGGCUAUUAACCACAAAUUCUGGCUUGAUUGAUUCACCUGGCUCAAUCAACCAUCAGAUCCGUAUUGAUUGAAUCACCAGGCUCGUUUUAAGUCACUUAAUCAUCAGAUCGGUCUUGAUUGAUUCACCGGGCUCAAUUAACCAUCAUAUCGAUCUUGAUUGAUUCACCGGGCUCAAUUAACCAUCAUAUCGGUCUUGAUUGUUCACCGGGCUCAAUUAACCGUCAUAUCGGUCUAGAUUGAUUCACCAGGCUCUAUUAACCAUCACACCCGUCUCUAUUGAUUCAAUUCUUUAUUACUUUGAACAAUACAGUUCAUCAGUAUAGUAUGCAUAAAUAUUCAAUUUACAAGUUGUAUAUGCGUUAACAAACACGUAUAUAAACGUCAGAAAUAUCAGUCACAUAUUAUACAGUUUGUAAGAUUCAGACUACAUAUAAUAUAAAUAUGUCUUAAAUAUUGUUUCUGCACUUAAAUGCAUAGAGUAAGUACUUUCCAAGAUUACAAAGUUCCUUAGUGUUUUCAACAGAAAGUAAUUGUACUAAUUUAUAAGUUGAAGGUCUAGUCCAUUAAUAUUUCUUGAUAAACUUCUUACGUAUAUCACUAUAAUUUGUACAUUGUAAAAUAAAAUGAAAUUCAUCCUCUACGACAUUUAUAUCACACAUAAUACACAUCCUACUAUUUUUACUUAUUCCAUAAAAACGACCAGUUUCAAUACAUAGGUUGUGUGAGGACAGACGAAUUUUCGUUAUCCUUUUCGAGACAUUAAUGGAAUACAUUUUCGCAAAUAAAAUUGUAAUUCUACAUUUGACACAAUAUACUUAUAUAUAUUGAUGUUUCAAGCGUAAAAUGAUCUGUCAUGAUUGGUCCACAAGGCUUUAUUUAACAUCAGAUCUGUAUUGAUUGAUUCACAAGGCUCAGUUAAACAUCAGACCUUCAGGCUUGCACGAAUAUUUCACCAGACUCAGUAAAACUUAAGAACUGUCUUGAUUGGUUCCCCAAGGCUCAGUAAAACACCUGAUCUGUAAGUCAACUACAAAGAUAGAAAACAAUUGUGAUCGCUAAUCAGAGGAGCAACUGUCAAUGAUGUACUUUACUGUGUAGAUAAUAUAUAAAGAAGAUAGAGUCUUUCAAAUUUCUUAGAGCAUUAAAGCAAAAGUGGUGAUACACCGUCCAUAAUAGUCAGUCAUAUGAAGUUUAUGGUGCAAAUAUUUAUAGUUUCAGGAGUUAUAUGAUUUAUUUGAAUUUUUAUUUAUUUUUUAGAUUUUUAUGUUUUUUUGAUAACAUUAAUAAAUAUCCAUAUAUAUUA
Mytilus californianus (California mussel) is the source of this 2957-nucleotide messenger RNA. RefSeq names its product mitochondrial amidoxime-reducing component 1-like. NCBI's taxonomy places the organism in Eukaryota, Metazoa, Mollusca, Bivalvia, Mytilida, Mytilidae. The record is from RefSeq and is a predicted model, not a curated record. Gene Ontology annotation, molecular function: catalytic activity; molybdenum ion binding; pyridoxal phosphate binding. Bases 59 to 1003 code for a protein of 314 amino acids. The transcript is spliced from 7 exons.